Messenger RNA from Scedosporium apiospermum, 1986 nucleotides. RefSeq names its product Tyrosinase. The transcript has 6 exons. Gene Ontology annotation, molecular function: oxidoreductase activity. Bases 1 to 1986 code for a protein of 661 amino acids. Lineage: Eukaryota; Fungi; Ascomycota; Sordariomycetes; Microascales; Microascaceae. The record is from RefSeq and is a predicted model, not a curated record.
AUGAGUUCUCAAGGAAAUAUCCGAGUUGUUGGGUCUCUUCCAUUGAGGCGUGAGAUCAGAGAUCUCGAGGCCAACUUUCCCGAACAGUUCAGUCUGUUCAUUCUGGCUUUCAAAGCUCUCCAGGCCAAGGACAAGACUGACCCUACCUCUUACUAUCAAAUUGCCGGGAUCCAUGGCAUGCCGUACAAGGUCUGGAAUAAUGCCAGAGGACUUUCAAACUUCGACUUCGGAGGCUACUGCACGCACUCUUCAAUCCUCUUCCUCACUUGGCAUAGACCCUACCUGGCCCUCUUCGAGCAAGCACUCUAUGCCGCUGCUCAAGGCAUAGCAGCACGAUAUCCAGAGAACGUCCGCAGCCGCUACGUCGAGGCCGCAAAGCAACUUCGCCUCCCGUUCUUUGACUGGGCCGCCCGAGUCAGAGAGCCAGCUCCCUCUUUCCCCGAUUCCAUUGCAAAGUCGCGCAUUGCCAUUGUGGAUAUCGAUGGACGCCGAAAGACCAUCGAAAAUCCUCUCUACUCGUUCAACAUUGGCCAGGUCCAGCCUGACCGAGGUGACCUUACUGGCCGUUGGGCAACUCGCCUCCAAACACUCCGUCAUCCAGACUCAAGGAACAAUUCCCACAACGAAGUCAUCGAACAAGAACUAGACAACGAAUCCGCCUCCCUUCGGCAGGAACUUUCCCUUCUCCUCCUCUCCUUCACCGACUACGACGAUUUCUCCAACAGCACCUGGCGCCAAGGAAGCCGCGUCCGCGCCACCACCAGCCUCGAGAGCGUCCACGACGACAUCCACGGACGCACAGGCGGUAGUGGCGGCCACAUGGGUGCCCUCGACGUCUCUGCCAUGGAUCCCGUGUUCUGGCUGCAUCACAGCAACGUCGACAGGAUCUGGGCCAUGUGGCAGGACCUUAACCAGGAUGAAUUCAUGAGCCCUCGGCCUGCUCCGUUCUCGAAUUUCACCGUGAGGCGGGGCUCUACGGAGGACGCCCAGUCGCCGCUUACUCCGUUCUGGGAUGAGACCGGUACCAAAUUCUGGACUUCGGAUAGGGUCAAGAGCACGACGACGUUUGGCUACGCCUAUCCCGAGACGCAGCGCUGGCAGUACGCUAGCGUGGAGGCCUACCAACGGGCGCUGCGCCAGACUAUCGCGCGUCUGUACGGAAGUAACCCGUUCCUUAACUUUGCGCAGACGAUCGCUCCGAAGGAUGCCGCUGCGGAGAGACCUACUUUUGAGUCUCUUGCCGCUCUCCCGACCACCAUGCUGCCGGUGAGGUCCUUGGCGGCCGGUGUCAAGUUGGCCGCGGCACGGGAACCACCGCAGGAGCAGAAGGUGGUGGAAGAUGACACGAAGGAGAACCCAGCUGCUAACCCGGAGCCAAGCGGCGAGAGCUUGAAGCCUCCCGAGAAUCCGAUCCAAGAGGGUGAUCUUUCAGCGCCGAUCCCCGAUAGCAUGAAGCGUCUUUGUCCCGAAGGCCGUUACACCGACUGGGUCGUCAACGUCCGCACACUCAAACACGGCCUCGGCCAAACCUUCCGCGUCAUCGUCUUCCUCGGUGACUUCAGCCCCAGCCCAGCUGACUGGGCAGGUAACGCCGAGUACAACACGGUUGGCCGUGUCACGAUGCUUGGUCGGAACUCGGACACCCAGUGCGGCAAGUGUCAGGAGGACCAAGAGAACGAUCUCAUGAUUGCUGGGGCUGUACCUCUUACCUCUGCGCUGCUACAGGAUAUCGCCGCGGGCAAGCUGCAGAGCCUUGAGCCAAAGGAUGUGGUUCCGCAUUUGAAGAAGGAUCUCCACUGGAGAGUCAAGCUGUUUGAUGGGACUGAGUAUGCAGUUGAUCAGGUACCUAGACUCAAGGUGAGUGUUUGUUCGAUGCCGGUGACCCUAGGUGAAGAUGGUGUUCCGGUUUAUUCGGGCGUUUACACCAUUCAUAAGGAGGCCACGGCAGGCAAGGCUGCUGGUCUCGGUGAAGAUGAGGAAUGGUAA